GCCUAUGACGGUUUCAUGUUCACCUUUGUAUGGAAGCAACUGAAAAGUUGUAAGUGCUCCAUUUUGGCCAUGUCUGGCCACACGGGUGCCGUUUUGGAAGCUCAUUUCAAUACCGAGGGUUCACAGGUAUUCACUUGCUCGACAGAUAAAACUCUAGCCAUAUGGGAUAUUGGCACAGGCCAAAGGGUGCGACGCUUAAAAGGUCAUACGAACUUUGUAAAUUCCCUACAGGGAACACGUCGUGGCCAACAAAUGCUGUGUUCCGGUUCUGAUGAUCGUACCAUACGCAUUUGGGAUGCGCGAAAGAAACUUUCAGCCCAUAUGUUGGAAGCACCGUUUCAAGUGACCUCGGUUACAUUUAAUGACACAUCCGAUCAAGUUAUAUCCGGUGGCAUCGAUAAUGAGGUGAAAGUCUGGGAUAUACGUAAACAACAAGUUUUACAUUCACUCAAAGGGCACACGGACACAAUUACAGGAUUAUCGUUAUCACCCGAUGGAUCUUAUAUCCUAUCAAAUUCUUUGGAUAACACUUUAAGGAUAUGGGAUAUACGUCCCUAUGUACCGGGUGAGCGUUGUGUGAAAAUCUUCCAAGGUCAUCAACAUAAUUUCGAAAAGAAUUUGCUACGUUGCGCCUGGUCACCGGAUGGUAGUAAAAUUUCAGCUGGUUCUGCCGAUCGUUAUGUCUAUGUAUGGGACACAACAAGCAGAAGAAUUCUAUAUAAACUUCCCGGACACAAUGGUAGUGUUAAUGACGUUGAUUUUAGCCCCAAAGAGCCGUUGAUUGUGUCGGCUUCUAGCGAUAAGACUUUGUAUUUGGGUGAAAUAGAAGACUAAUAAAUGGAAUGAAUGAAAUGUAAAAAAGA
Messenger RNA from Musca domestica (house fly), 863 nucleotides. Its product is annotated as U5 small nuclear ribonucleoprotein 40 kDa protein. Gene Ontology annotation, molecular function: protein binding; RNA binding. NCBI's taxonomy places the organism in Eukaryota, Metazoa, Arthropoda, Insecta, Diptera, Muscidae. Gene Ontology annotation, cellular component: catalytic step 2 spliceosome. The record is from RefSeq and is a predicted model, not a curated record.